Papaver somniferum (opium poppy) is the source of this 1341-nucleotide messenger RNA. RefSeq names its product haloacid dehalogenase-like hydrolase domain-containing protein 3. Lineage: Eukaryota; Viridiplantae; Streptophyta; Magnoliopsida; Ranunculales; Papaveraceae. The coding region runs from base 279 to 1034 and encodes 251 amino acids. The record is from RefSeq and is a predicted model, not a curated record. The transcript is spliced from 4 exons.
AUAGAGUAAAGAAAGAGGAGUUUUUUUUUUAUCUAUAAAUUCUUUUACUUAAACAAUAGAAAUGGAGCCUUUGUAAUUCCAAUCUAGGCGAUUUCUUCGAUGCCACUCUCUCUAUUUCUAAUCCGCUAGACUAGACUACUAGAUUCAUUCUUCUUCUUCUUCUGGGGUUUGAUGAAUUGAAAAGUAAGGGUAACUUGAAUUACAGAAGAAAUACAAGAACCAUUUGUUAUUGUUGGUAGAAAUAUAGACGACAAGUUGUCUGUUUCCUAGACUCAAAAAUGUCUAUCUUGUCAAGGUUACGUUGUAUCACUGUCGAUGUCACUGGUACUCUUAUAGCUUACAAAGGACAACUUGGAGAUUACUACUGUAUGGCUGCCAAAUCUGCUGGGUUGCCUUGCCCAGACUACAAACGCAUGCACGAGGGAUUUAAAAUUGCAUACACCGACAUGGCAAAGCAGUACCCUUGUUUUGGUCAUGCAGCUAAAAUGCCCAACAUUGUCUGGUGGAAGACAUGUGUGAGAGACUCAUUUGUUAAGGCAGGUUAUGACUAUGACGAAGAGACAUUUGAGAAGGUUUUCAGACGCAUAUACUCAACUUUUGGUUCCGCUGCACCUUAUACCAUCUUCCCAGACUCCCAACCAUUUCUUAGAUGGGCAAGGAAACAGGGGCUCAUUGUUGGGAUUGUGAGCAAUGCAGAAUACCGCUACCAGGACGUCAUCCUUCCAUCCUUGGGUUUGAACAAGGGAACGGAAUGGGAUUUUGGUGUCUUCUCUGGACUCGAAGGUGUGGAAAAGCCAAACCCAAGAAUCUACGAGAUUGCCCUCGAGAGAGCUGGAAACAUUCCCCCGGAGGAAGUGUUACACAUAGGUGACAGCAUGAGGAAAGACUACAUUCCAGCUACAAGUCUGGGGAUGCAUGGACUACUGCUGGAUAGAUUUAAGACCCCUGACGCUCAAAGCUGGAGGGAUUCAGGUGCACCCGUACUUCCUGAUCUAGAGGCUGCAGUAACUUGGCUUACUUCAGAAAAGGCAUAGAAGCAGUAGUUUUCUUACAAAAUAAAAAAGAGAAUUAUACCAAAGUUUAAUGUUCAGUGGUGGACAGAGUUAGGUUGUCGCGGAUCACUUGAAGAAGAUUCAUUCAUACAGUUCACCACCAGCUCCACCCAAAGACGACGCUUAGAAGCUGAAUGUAGUUGUAGUUGUUAGUCUGCAGUCUUUUACAUGUUGUAAACUUGAUGACUUUGGUGGAUUCUGGUAUCCUCAUAAUGUUGUACAGAAUCCAGUUCUCUGUUGUCAUAUUAAAUUAAAUUAAGAAAUAAAAACGUUACUCUUUUUACAUGGA